Drosophila kikkawai is the source of this 1143-nucleotide messenger RNA. It is a transcript of the gene opm, whose product is annotated as opossum. Gene Ontology annotation, cellular component: COPII-coated ER to Golgi transport vesicle; endoplasmic reticulum; endoplasmic reticulum-Golgi intermediate compartment. Gene Ontology annotation, biological process: endoplasmic reticulum to Golgi vesicle-mediated transport; Golgi organization; intracellular protein transport. The record is from RefSeq and is a predicted model, not a curated record. Lineage: Eukaryota; Metazoa; Arthropoda; Insecta; Diptera; Drosophilidae.
UCUCUGCAUAGAACUAAGAACAACAAACGCUGCGAUCUGCGAUAAAGAGGCGCUAUAAUUAGCCGGCAUUACUCACAAGCCAAAACGUUCCUUAGCCCCCAACCCCCCCAAAGGUGUGUGUGUGUGUGUGUGAGACAUGCGACGGAAGGUCCUUUUGCUGCUCGUACUGGGCACUGUUGCAAUGGCGGCCCAGUUGUACGACAAGGAGAUGACCGUCUAUGUGGACGCCGGUCAGCAGGAGUGCCUAUACCACACCAUGCACGAUGGCGAAACCAUUGACUUUGAAUACCAGGUGAUCGAUGGCGGACACGGUGACCUGGACAUUAGCUUCACCCUGCUGGAUCCCAUCGGUCUGGUGGUGGUGAAGGAUUUCAAGAAGCCGGAGAACAUCCAUCGUCACGAGGUGACCAAGGAGGGCGACUAUCGUUUCUGUUUCGACAACAGCUUCAGUAUGUUCAACCGGAAGACCGUCUUCUUCGAGCUGAUCGUAGAGCGCGAGGGCGACGAGCUGCAAGGGGACACCCAGUGGCACGAGGUGGACGAUCUGGCGGGUCUGUCGCGGGACGAGUACUAUGACAUGAAGGUGCAGGACAUCAUGGACUUUAUUGGUCGCAUCCGCUUGCAGCUGAACAAGGCGCGUCAACUGCAGGAUGUGCUGCGUUCGCACGAGGCGCGAGACCGUAAUUUGGCGGAAUCGAACUUCCAGAAGGUCAAUCAAUGGUCCAUGUUGCAAAUCAGUGCCAUGAUCGGCGUCGGACUCAUCCAGGUCUUUAUGCUGCGCAGCAUCUUUGCGACCACUGGACGGAUGCAUCAUAUCUGGCGGAAGCUGGGCAUUUGAUGGAUUCCGGGAGCAGGAGGAGUAGCAGCCUCUACCAAAGAUGUGCAUUUAUGUUGCCAGGAAACCAGCUAGUUAGACUGUAAUUUCAUCCAGCUUGCCAUCAUCAUUUGUAGCUCAUUAGUUUCUAUAUAUACUGAAGUAUAUGGAGCAUAUUAUGUGUAUUUCUAUAUAUUACCUAUGCGGGUGUGUGUGAGUGCUGUGUGAAUGUGUGGGUGAGUGUGCAGGCAUUGUUAAACGAAAGCAAUUGUAUUAUUAAGCCAAGAGUUGAGUUUGAUAUUAAAUUUAACGUUGAGGUGUCACUGAAA